CAAAAGUCUCUAAAAAGGCAUCUUUUAGGUCUGGCCCCUCAAAACGAAGACUUGGCUCUCGAUAAAAAUCCACCAACCUUAAAAAAAAGUUCCAUUUUUCGCGAUAUCCAGCUUCAAAAUUGCUUCUUUUUGUGCUUGUUUCAAAUCAAGAUCUCUCUUUUAUGCUCCUUUUUUGCACUUUUAGUCUAAAGCCGCUUAUGUGAGGUACUUGUACGGUUGGCGGCUGGCACCUAAAUUGAUUAAGGUGGAAAAAAAACAAGAAAGUUCAGUGGUUUUUCACAGCAGAUCUGAGGCCGUUUACUGAAUUUUGAUUGGUUUCAUAGUUAUCUUCUUCGAGGGUUUGGAAAAAAUUGAAUCUUGAAGAUUUUAUCUCUGAGCUUGUGGGCUAAUUUCUUGAUAUAUUUCAAGUGUUCCGACCUUUGAGACAUAUUUUUGGAGCCUUUUUUGUUUGUUUUAUUUUUUCCGCGAGUUUUUGUUUAAAUGGGGAGUUGCUUGAGCAACCAGAUAAAGGCUGAGAGCCCUUCUUACACAGGCACAGGCUCGUCGAAAAUGGCGAGUGGGAAUGUAACAAAUUUACGUAACUUGAGCCGAAAGACAUCCUCCUCAUCGUCUGUGCCCCCAACUCCCAGAACCGAAGGCGAGAUAUUACAGUCUCCAAACGUUAAAAGCUUCAACUUUAGCGAUCUUAGGACAGCCACCAAAAACUUCCGGCCAGACAGCGUCUUAGGAGAAGGAGGCUUCGGCUCGGUUUACAAAGGUUGGCUAGACGAGAGUUCUCUGGCGGCCUCACGGCCAGGCUCGGGUAUGGUUGUGGCCGUUAAAAGGCUAAAACAGGACGGGUGGCAAGGGCACAAGGAAUGGUUGGCUGAGAUCAACUAUUUGGGGCAAAUUAGUCAUCCGAAUCUUGUCAAGUUAAUCGGUUACUGCUUGGAGGAUGACCAUAGGCUUUUGGUGUACGAGUUCAUGCCGAAGGGUAGCUUAGAAAAUCACCUAUUCAGGAGAGGAUUGUACUUUCAGCCUCUUCCAUGGAGUUUGAGAAUGAAGAUUGCUCUUGAUGCCGCAAGAGGGCUCGCCUUUCUUCAUAGUGAUGAAAUAAAAGUAAUAUACCGGGACUUCAAGACUUCUAACAUCCUUCUUGAUUCGCACUACAGCGCGAAACUAUCUGAUUUCGGGCUGGCUAGGGACGGGCCCACUGAUGAUAAGAGUCAUGUCUCGACUCGCGUCAUGGGAACUUACGGAUAUGCAGCUCCCGAGUAUCUAUCCACAGUAGUGGCGAGCAAGGGUCGAUCCCAGUGGUAUAAACAGUGA
This is a messenger RNA of Striga asiatica, 1308 nucleotides long. NCBI's taxonomy places the organism in Eukaryota, Viridiplantae, Streptophyta, Magnoliopsida, Lamiales, Orobanchaceae. The record is from the annotation of a GenBank genome assembly.